Microdochium trichocladiopsis is the source of this 861-nucleotide messenger RNA. Its product is annotated as ATP synthase protein. The transcript has 3 exons. Gene Ontology annotation, molecular function: proton transmembrane transporter activity. Gene Ontology annotation, biological process: proton transmembrane transport; proton motive force-driven ATP synthesis. The record is from RefSeq and is a predicted model, not a curated record. NCBI's taxonomy places the organism in Eukaryota, Fungi, Ascomycota, Sordariomycetes, Xylariales, Microdochiaceae. The coding region runs from base 86 to 532 and encodes 148 amino acids.
UCAACUUUUCACCUCCAUCAAGCUCGUAGCUCCUGCCUUCACGUCCAUCACCUCACUCCCCUCCACCACACCCACAACCAUCACAAUGGCCUCCGCUCGCAUUGUCGCCUCCAGGCUCGCUGCCUCCAUGGGCUCCAAGGUCGCCCGCCCUGCCAUCCGGGCUCAGAUGACCACCGCUGCCGCCAAGCGCACCAUCUCCACCACUCCCUUCCAGACCGUCAAGCGCCAGCAGGCCUCCAAGAUCCUGAGCACCACCACCCGCCAGGCUUUCCAGACCCGCCGUGCCUACUCCUCCGAGAUUGCCCAGGCCAUGGUUGAGGUUUCCAAGAACUUGGGUAUGGGUGCUGCCGCCAUCGGUCUUACUGGUGCUGGUAUCGGUAUCGGUCUCGUCUUCGCCGCCCUCCUGAACGGUGUUGCCCGCAACCCCGCUCUCCGUGGCCAGCUCUUCUCUUACGCCAUUCUGGGUUUCGCUUUCGUCGAGGCCAUCGGUCUUUUCGAUCUCAUGGUUGCCCUCAUGGCCAAGUUCACCUAAGCGCUUUCUCCCAACAUCUUGGAGGCUGGGCUUCACACCCCGUGAUGGAAGGUGUGACGCGAUAGUCCCGAACCCGAUCUUGUGUCGGCAUGUCCGAUCAGACCUGCAUAGUAAUAGACGGGCUCGGACUCAUGUGAUAGACGGAGGAUGUAUAGGAAAGAGGCGAAGGCAUAGCAUUUCAAGACUUGUAGAGAUGGAAGACGACUUGUCAACCAAAAAGUCACCUUCGGGGGACCUGUAAAAUACAAACACCAUCUUCAGGAAACCUCUUCUCACAGAGAUCCUCGGAAUGUCAAAAUUCGAGAUUUCCUUUUGUACAAACCAGAACC